This is a messenger RNA of Momordica charantia (bitter melon), 1042 nucleotides long. RefSeq lists its product as uncharacterized. Lineage: Eukaryota; Viridiplantae; Streptophyta; Magnoliopsida; Cucurbitales; Cucurbitaceae. The record is from RefSeq and is a predicted model, not a curated record.
AUAAGAAACGAAUUUCUUUGAAACUUGUAGCGGUGCGUGUGUGCGCGCAGAAAGCGAAUCCCCAAAUUCUUUCAGAAGAGAAUGUGAAGAGUCAGAGAAAGAGACGAUGUUUCAAUCUUCUCGCCGGACUCAUUCUUUUUCUUCUUCUUCCUCCCUCUCCUCCUCCUCCUCCUCCCGCGGCUCCUACUACUUUCCCGAUGACUCUCCCCUCUCCUCCGCCACUCCGAUCCGAUCAUUCUCCGGCGCCAUUCCCUUCUCAUGGGAGCAUCUGCCCGGAAUCCCCAAGAAAUUACAGUCUCCGGCCAGGCUCCGGCAAGAUUCCGCCUCCCCGCUGACCUCUCUCCUCCCCCUGCCUCCCAAUUCCACCACUCCGCCCUCCUCCAAGCGUUUCGGAUUUCAAGAAUGGAGGAAAUCGAACCGCCACAACUCGCAGCGGGAUCCUUUCUUUGACGCCUUCGUCGAGUGCUCCAAGGACCGCGCCUCCGCCGCCGCCGAGCUUUGGAGCGGCGGCGGCGGCAGCAAUGGCGGCAAGGCGAUUUCGAGAAGCUUGAGCGACCGGUUCGGGUUCUUGAAUCUGUACUCUUCCUGCAAACGGACCUGCGGCGUCUCGGAGUCGAUCGUGUGCCUUCCGAGAACGCCGAGAAGUUCCUUCGAUCUGCUGGUGAGGUCCCCGCCGCCGCCGGAUGGAUGCGACGAGAUAAGUGGUUGAUUUGAUUAAUUAGUUUAAUUAAUCCGCGUCUUAUCUGACUAAUAUUCAUGUGAGGUGUCUGAAGAAAACUGGAAGAAAUAUAUAUGAAUAUUAUGAAUAUCGAUCAAUGCGUUUUCUCUUUGCUGUUGGUUUACUGCGCUGGAAUUGUUUGUCAAUUACGUCAAAUUCAAGUUCAAAAUUAGUCAAAUCUCUCUCUCUCUCUCUCUCUCUCUCUCUAUCUCUGUGUAUUAUUUGGCUCUAUAAUUGUUUUGGGCUGUAUCGUUACAUGUGACGCCUCCCGACAUUGUGUUUGUAGUUUACGAAAUUAUCAACUUGCAAUGCUUAAUUUGGUCC